UUAAAAACAAAAAAUAUGGAACAAGUAAAGGAGAUUCGAAUCAUUUUGAAAAUGUAUUCUACACAACGGCUUUCGAUUGUUCUUUACAUUUUAAUAAGUGAAAUAACGAUUUAUAUUUACCCAAACAUGAAUUUUAUACUUAAUUAUGAAAUUAUUGACAUACAAAUCAUUGUUAAAGAAGGAUUUGAAAAUGAAUCAUCAGGUAAAAUUGAAAAGAUCAUUGUAAAAUUUUACGCAGAUAAAAGAAAUUUCCGUUUAUCUCUACAACGAGAUUUAUCAAGUGCCAACGAAUAUUUAAACUAUAAUAUAUUUAUCUACAACGAAAAUAUUACCAAGAUUAAUUUAAAUAAUCUACGUGAAUCUUUUCUUUAUUCUGGAACUGUAAUAGGUGAAGAACAUUCGGCCAUAACUGGAUAUUUUCAUAACAACAUAUUCAUUGGUAGAAUUACUAUGAAGUAUGAAGUUUAUUAUGUAGAAGCAGCCUAUAAAUAUUUUGAACAAGAUUUUUAUGUGAAUAAAAUGUUGUUUUAUAAGGAAACGGACAUCCUAUCUCCAAGAUGCUUAAUGAAAAAGAAGAAAAACGAUUGCGAAAAAAGUAAAAUGAGGAAAAUCCUAUACGAUACUUACUACUUUUCUAACGUUAUUGAUUCUGAAAAUACCAAAAAGCAGCGAAUGAUAAUGAAAAAGAAUCAACUUCUUUGUGUAAUUGACUUGAUAGCAGAUCAUACAUUCGUGAAAUUCAUGAACUACAACACUGCUAUAACUGUUGCAGAAAUGCUUUAUCACGUGAAAUUAGUUGACAGAAUAUUCAGUUCUACAGAUUUUGAUAACGAUGGAAUAGCAGAUAGAAUUGGAUUUGUAAUAGGUAAAAUUAAAAUGUUUGCUAAUAAAUCUAAUCCUAGAUACCCGAUAAAAGAAGAGAAUAUCAAAACAUCGAUAUCUUAUUUAAAUAACCUCUCGAAAUAUUAUCAACAAAACAUAUGCUUGGUUAUAGCAUUCUGUCAUAGGAAUUUUCUUGAUGCCAUUGGAGCAGCAUUUAUAGAUGGACUUUGCAUUUCAACAAAUCCAAAUAUAAAUAGAAGUUUUAACAUUGUUUUUGUUUCAAGUAUGUGGAAAGAUUAUAUUGUACCAAGAUCGGUACUUAGUAGAAUUUUACUUCACGAAGUGGGACAUUCAUUUGGAUCUAAGCACGACAAUAAAAACAAUAUUAAGUGCAGCCCAAGAAAACAAAAAGGAAAAUACGUUAUGCAUAAUACAAUUUCUACUACCGUUCGCUUUAAUAAUUGGAAAUUCUCACCCUGUAGUAAGAGACAAAUAUCAAAAUCAAUUAUUAAGAAAAUAGAUUGCUUUUUUAAUGAAAUGGAAUCUGUAUGUGGCAAUGCAAUAACCGAGAAAGGGGAAGAAUGCGAUUGUGGACCAAUUGUAUCUUGUCAAUAUCUCGAUCCUUGUUGCUAUCCACCCGGAUCAAUCCACGAAUGCACUCUUAAAAAACAUACAAGAAAUUUCUGUAGUCCUAGAGAAGGUGUUUGCUGCACUGAAGAUUGUAGAUUUAUUCCAAAAAGUGAAUAUCGUACUUGUUACGUUGACGUUCCUUGUAGAAAAUAUAAAACAAUUUGCAAUGGAAAGUCUUCAUCGUGCCCCGAGAUUUAUACACCUAAAGGAUCUUCUUGUCAUAAUAAUAAAGGGAGAUGCCUCAGCAAUGGAACGUGUUAUUUAUCACAGAUAGAAGACGAAAUUCAAUGGUAUAUUAUACCUAAUUUUUUGACAUAUAUCUUACCUUUAUUUGUAUUUAUAAUGUUAUAUUUUCCAAAUUUCUUAUGUUAUCAAUAUGAAUUACAUCGUCGAUCAAUUCGAAAAGCCAAAACAAAGCAAUAAUUGAUUAUAACUGUUUAUAUCUUCAAAAGAUCAAGAUGUCGUCAUAUUACUGAAAUACGU
Messenger RNA from Centruroides sculpturatus (bark scorpion), 1935 nucleotides. RefSeq names its product disintegrin and metalloproteinase domain-containing protein 10-like. The coding region runs from base 16 to 1875 and encodes 619 amino acids. Gene Ontology annotation, biological process: Notch signaling pathway; membrane protein ectodomain proteolysis. The transcript has 5 exons. Gene Ontology annotation, cellular component: plasma membrane. Gene Ontology annotation, molecular function: metalloendopeptidase activity. The record is from RefSeq and is a predicted model, not a curated record. NCBI's taxonomy places the organism in Eukaryota, Metazoa, Arthropoda, Arachnida, Scorpiones, Buthidae.